AUGACAGGAGCUGGAGAAGAGAAAGUGGCGUGGAGGUGUUUAACUAGAGAUGUUGUUCCGUUCGCUGCGAUGUUUGCGGUUGAAUGUUUCUCAGUUGGGUCAAACACACUUUACAAGGCUGCAAGCCUAAGAGGAUUAAGCUUUUAUGUCUUUGUCUUCUACUCUUAUGUUGUUUCAACGCUUCUCCUUCUUCCACUUUCCUUUAUCUCUGGAAGGUCAAGAAGUUUACCUUCAGCAAAGUCUCCUCCCCUCUUUAAGAUUUUCUCACUUGGGAUGCUCGGGGUCAUGGGGCAGAUAGCAGGAUGUAAAGGAAUAGAAUAUAGUUCCCCAACUCUUUCCUCUGCUAUCAGCAAUCUCAUACCAGCUUUCACCUUCACCCUCGCCGUUAUCUUCAGGAUGGAAAAAGUAGUGUUACGGAGCUCUGUGACUCAGGCUAAAAUCAUCGGCGCAAUAGUAUCUAUAUCUGGUGCUUUGGUUGUUGUGCUAUAUAAAGGCCCAAAAGUUCUUGCUUCUGCAUCUUUUACACCUUCAUCAUCUACCAUUUCGCUUCAACAGAAUUUAACUACAGUCGAGUCAAGCUGGAUAAUAGGAGGCCUUCUGCUUGCUUCACAGUGUUUUCUUGCUUCAAUCUGGUAUAUUGUUCAGGCUAGGAUCAUGGAGGUAUACCCUGAAGAAGUAACUGUAGUCUUCUUCUACAACUUAUCUGCAACGCUAAUCUCAGGACCAUUAUGCUUAUUUGCGGAAAGCAACUUGACUUCUUGGGUGCUUAAACUGGAUAUUUCCCUCGCUGCAAUCAUAUUCUCGGGGGUCUUUGUUUCAUUGUUUGGCGCAGUCAUUCACACAUGGGGUGUGCAUUUGAAAGGUCCGGUCUAUGUAUCCUUGUUCAAGCCAUUGUCUAUUGCAAUUGCAGUCGCCAUGGGUGCUAUAUUCCUCGGCGAUGCACUUCACCUUGGGAGUGGGGAAACGAGGGCUAUGAUGAUGAUUGAUGCAUGCAGAGCAUUCAACAACACUAGGUCUUCAUCAUUGAAACAGAAUGUUCAAAUACCUAUCAUGAGAGGAGCUGGAGAAGAGACAGAGGCGUGGAGGUACUUUAAGAGAGAUGUUGUGCCGUUUGCUGCAAUGUUUGUAGUUGAAUGUACCACGGUUGGGGCAUACACACUGUACAAGGCUGCAACAUUAAGAGGAUUGAGCUUUUAUGUUUUUGUCUUCUACUCCUAUGUUGUUUCCACAGUUCUCCUUCUUCCACUUUCUUUCAUCUUUGGAAGGGUCAUUGGGCAGAUAGCUGGUUGUAAAGGUAUAGAAUACAGUUCACCAACUCUUGCCUCUGCUAUGAGCAAUCUCACACCAGCUUUUACAUUCACCCUCGCCGUUAUCUUCAGGAUUGAAAAAGUAGUGUUACGGAGCUCUGGGACUCAGGCUAAAAUCAUUGGCGCAAUAGUGUCUAUAUCUGGUGCUCUGGUUAUUGUGCUAUAUAAAGGUCCAGAAGUUCUCGCUGCUGCAUCUUCAACAUCUACCAUUUCACUUCACCAGAAUAUAAUUUCAGUCGAGUCAAGCUGGAUAAUCGGAGGCCUUCUGCUUGCUUCACAGUAUUUUCUUGCUUCAGUCUGGUAUUUUCUUCAGACUAGGGUCAUGGAGGCAUACCCUGAAGAAAUAACCGUAGUCUUCUGCUACAACUUAUUUGCAACGCUAAUCUCAGCACCAGUGUGUUUCUUAGCAGAGAGAAACUUGAGUUCUUGGGUGCUUAAACCUGAUAUUGCCCUCGCUGCAAUAGUAUACCAGGGAGUCUUUGUUUCAUUAUUCAGCGCAAUUAUCCACACAUGGGGUCUGCAUCUAAAGGGUCCGGUCUACAUAUCAUUGUUUAGGCCUUUGUCUAUUGCGAUUGCAGUCGCCAUGGGUGCUAUAUUCCUCGGCGAUGCUCUUCACCUUGGGAGAAAUCUACACUUGAAGCGUGUUGACGAGCGUAUCGAAAUACUAACCGUUGGAUCAAAACCUCCACCUGGGAAAGAGUAUCAACGAUCGUCUCAAAAUCGGACAUAUUAUUUUGACGAUCAUCGUCUCGCCGGAAGCAUCAAACGGGACCGGCGACGGCAAAGUCCACUCCGUAAGCCGUGCGACUGUACAUCGAUGGAGAUUGCAGCGUUGGUGUUAAUUUCAGUGGAAGGUGGAAUAGGAAGUUUUGAUAAAUCGAUCAAAUUUUCCCUUCUGAAGAUGAAGCUGAGAUUAGCGAACAAAUCUUUGAGCUGGAGUGAGGAUUCUUCUGAUCGCUGCUGCAUUAUGCGUUGA
Molecule: messenger RNA, 2283 nt
Organism: Microthlaspi erraticum
Lineage: Eukaryota; Viridiplantae; Streptophyta; Magnoliopsida; Brassicales; Brassicaceae
Source: the annotation of a GenBank genome assembly